AGCCCUGGACACAGUACACACAGUCCAGAGCCUCAGCUCAAAGGGAAACAAAAGGAGCUGCCUAGGUUCCCAUGGCUGUUGCCAGCACCUUCAUACCAGGGCUCAACUCUCAGAACCCUCAUUUCAUCCCGGGGUACACUGGACACUGCCCUCUACUUCGGUUCAGCAUGGGCCAGACCUAUGGGCAGGUGACUGGCAAGCUACUUCGAGGUCCUCCUGGUCUAGCCUGGCCCCCUGCCCAUCGCACACUUCUGCCUCCCAUUCAGCCUCCAAGAUCUCCUGAGGUUCCCAAGGGGAGCCUGCCUGCCAGGUGUGGGCAUGCAAGCCUCAGCUCCAGCAUGAUCCCUGGGUACACAGGUUUCGUACCCCGGGCACAGUUCAUCUUUGCCAAGAACUGCAGCCAGGUCUGGGGCGAGGCUCUGAAUGAGUCUACUCAGUCGCGUGGGGUGAAAGGGAGUAAAAAUCUGGUGCAGGAGGCUAAGGGAGAAAAAGAUAUGGAGAAAAACCAAGAGCCAAAGCUGGGGCUGGAGCUGGAGAAGAAGCCAACCCUGGAGGAGGCAGAACACGCUUCUCCCUAUUCCAUGGAUGACACAGAUCCUCAGAAGUUCUUCAUGUCAGGCUUCACUGGUUAUGUGCCCCGUGCUCGCUUUCUCUUCGGCUCCAGCUUUCCUGUGCUUACCAACCAGGCAUUGCAGGAAUUUGGGCAGAAGUACUCACUGGGUGGAACCCAGAAGGAUCCCAAACAUCUCCCCCCACUUCUCAGAACCUACGAGCAGAACCUGGGUCUCUUACCUAACUAUGGGGGCUAUGUGCCAGGGUAUAAGUUCCAGUUUGGCCACACAUUUGGGCAUCUCACCCGUGAUACUCUGGGCCUCAGCACCAUCCAGAAGCAGCUCCUGGCUUAGGCACUUGGAUUUCAAGUUCUCCUUUCCCUCUUCAUCCUAUCCCAGCCAUCCUUCUGGAAGGAUGGGGGCAACACAGAGAAAAUGGGAGGAUGCAGGCAACACAAAGAGAAAAUGGUUGGAGGCUGAGCACCUUUUUUAUUAAUAGGUGUAAUAAAUAAAUAAAUACAUACAUGAACAGAA
Molecule: messenger RNA, 1085 nt
Organism: Otolemur garnettii (small-eared galago)
Lineage: Eukaryota; Metazoa; Chordata; Mammalia; Primates; Galagidae
Gene: CIMIP2B
Product: family with sequence similarity 166 member B
Exons: 6
Coding region: 72-905 (277 amino acids)
Source: RefSeq, a predicted model, not a curated record